This is a messenger RNA of Myotis myotis, 7599 nucleotides long. It is a transcript of the gene CHD5, whose product is annotated as chromodomain helicase DNA binding protein 5. The transcript has 38 exons. The coding region runs from base 129 to 5708 and encodes 1859 amino acids. Gene Ontology annotation, molecular function: ATP hydrolysis activity; ATP binding; DNA binding. Gene Ontology annotation, biological process: negative regulation of transcription by RNA polymerase II; chromatin remodeling. Gene Ontology annotation, cellular component: nucleus; chromatin; NuRD complex. The record is from RefSeq and is a predicted model, not a curated record. Lineage: Eukaryota; Metazoa; Chordata; Mammalia; Chiroptera; Vespertilionidae.
GAGAAGUCGGAGAGUGAGGGGAGCGACUACUCCCCUAACAAAAAGAAGAAGAAGAAACUCAAGGACAAGAAGGAGAAAAAAGCCAAACGAAAAAGGAAGGGUGACGAUGAGGAUGCCAACGACGAGGGAUGCCUAAAGGAGCCCAAGUCCUCAGGGCAGCUCAUGGCCGAGUGGGGCCUGGACGACGUGGACUAUCUGUUCUCGGAGGCCGACUACCACACGCUGACCAACUACAAGGCCUUCAGCCAGUUCCUCAGGCCUCUCAUUGCCAAGAAGAACCCAAAGAUCCCCAUGUCCAAAAUGAUGACCGUCCUGGGUGCCAAGUGGCGGGAGUUCAGUGCCAACAACCCUUUCAAGGGCAGCUCGGCGGCGGCGGCCGCGGCGGCCGUGGCUGCGGCCGUGGAGACGGUCACCAUCGCCCCUCCGCUGGCUGUCAGCCCCCAGCAGGCGCCCCAGCCUGUGCCCAUCCGCAAGGCCAAGACCAAAGAGGGCAAGGAGCGAGGAGGAUGAGCGGGAGGAGUCGGACUUGGACAGCGCCAGCAUCCACAGCUCCUCCGUGCGCUCUGAGUGCUCGGCAGCCCUGGGGAAGAAGAGCAGGAGGAGGCGCAAGAGGAGGAGGAUCGACGAUGGUGACGGCUACGAGACAGACCACCAGGACUACUGCGAGGUGUGCCAGCAGGGCGGCGAGAUCAUCCUGUGCGACACCUGCCCGCGGGCCUACCACCUGGUCUGCCUGGACCCCGAGCUGGAGAAGGCCCCCGAGGGCAAGUGGAGCUGUCCGCACUGUGAGAAGGAGGGGAUCCAGUGGGAGCCGAAGGACGACGACGAUGACGAGGAGGGCGGCGAGGAGGAGGACGACCACAUGGAGUUCUGUCGAGUGUGCAAGGACGGCGGCGAGCUGCUCUGCUGCGACGCCUGCCCCUCCUCCUACCACCUGCACUGCCUCAACCCGCCGCUGCCCGAGAUCCCAAACGUGUCCGCCACUGAAGGGCAAAGUUCAGCGGAUCCUACACUGGAGGUGGACGGAGCCCCCCACCCCCUUCAUGGGGGGGCUGUCAGGGCCCGACAUGGAGCCCAGCGUCCCCCCACCCAAGCCUCUGGAGGGCCUCCCGGAGAGGGAGUUCUUUGUCAAGUGGGCCGGGCUCUCCUACUGGCACUGCUCCUGGGUGAAGGAGCUGCAGCUGGAGCUGUACCACACGGUGAUGUGCCGCAACUACCAAAGAAAGAACGACAUGGACGAGCCCCCGCCCUUCGACUACGGCUCUGGCGACGAGGACGGCAAGAGCGAGAAGAGGAAGAGCAAGGACCCGCUCCACGCCAAGAUGGAGGAGCGCUUCUACCGCUACGGCAUCAAGCCCGAGUGGAUGAUGAUCCACCGCAUCCUGAACCACAGCUUCGACAAGAAGGGGGACGUGCACUACCUGAUCAAGUGGAAGGACCUGUCCUACGACCAGUGCACCUGGGAGAUCGAUGACAUUGACAUCCCCUGCUACGACAGCUUGAAGCAAGCCUACUGGGGCCACAGGGAGCUGAUGCUGGGGGAGGACGCCCGGCUGCCCAAGAGGCUGGUCAAGAAGGGCAAGAAGCUGAAGGACGACAAGCAGGAGAGGCCGCCAGACACGCCCAUCGUGGAUCCCACGGUCAAGUUCGACAAGCAGCCGUGGUACAUCGACUCCACGGGGGGCACGCUGCACCCAUACCAGCUGGAGGGCCUCAACUGGCUGCGCUUCUCCUGGGCCCAGGGCACCGACACCAUCCUGGCCGAUGAGAUGGGUCUGGGCAAGACGGUGCAGACCAUCGUCUUCCUCUACUCCCUGUACAAGGAGGGCCACUCCAAGGGCCCGUACCUGGUCAGUGCGCCCCUGUCCACCAUCAUCAACUGGGAACGCGAAUUCGAGAUGUGGGCCCCCGACUUCUAUGUGGUCACCUACACGGGGGACAAGGAGAGCCGCUCCGUCAUCCGGGAGAACGAGUUCUCCUUUGAGGACAAUGCUAUUCGGAGUGGGAAGAAGGUGUUCCGCAUGAAGAAAGAAGUGCAGAUCAAGUUCCACGUCCUGCUCACCUCCUACGAGCUCAUCACCAUCGACCAGGCCAUCCUGGGCUCCAUCGAGUGGGCCUGCCUCGUGGUGGACGAGGCCCACCGGCUCAAGAACAACCAGUCCAAGUUCUUCAGGGUCCUGAACAGCUACAAGAUUGACUACAAGCUGCUGCUGACGGGGACCCCCCUGCAGAACAACCUGGAGGAGCUGUUCCACCUGCUCAACUUCCUGACUCCAGAGCGGUUCAACAACCUGGAGGGCUUCCUGGAGGAGUUUGCAGACAUCUCCAAAGAAGACCAGAUCAAGAAGCUGCACGACCUGCUGGGGCCGCACAUGCUGAGGCGGCUCAAGGCUGACGUGUUCAAGAACAUGCCGGCCAAGACCGAGCUGAUCGUCCGCGUGGAGCUGAGUCAGAUGCAGAAGAAGUACUACAAGUUCAUCCUCACGCGGAACUUCGAGGCGCUGAACUCCAAGGGGGGCGGGAACCAGGUGUCGCUGCUCAACAUCAUGAUGGACCUGAAGAAGUGUUGCAACCAUCCCUACCUCUUCCCUGUGGCUGCUGUGGAGGCCCCCGUCCUGCCCAACGGCUCCUACGACGGCAGCUCCCUGGUCAAGUCCUCGGGGAAGCUCAUGCUGCUGCAGAAGAUGCUCCGGAAGCUGCGGGAUGAAGGGCACCGCGUGCUCAUCUUCUCCCAGAUGACCAAGAUGCUGGACCUCCUGGAGGACUUCCUGGAGUACGAGGGCUACAAGUACGAGCGCAUCGAUGGCGGCAUCACCGGGGGCCUCCGGCAAGAGGCGAUCGACAGAUUCAACGCCCCGGGGGCCCAGCAGUUCUGCUUUCUCCUCUCCACCCGGGCGGGCGGCCUGGGCAUCAACCUGGCCACAGCGGACACGGUCAUCAUCUACGACUCGGACUGGAACCCGCACAAUGACAUCCAGGCCUUCAGCCGCGCCCACCGCAUCGGGCAGAACAAGAAGGUGAUGAUCUACCGCUUCGUGACGCGGGCCUCGGUGGAGGAGCGCAUCACGCAGGUGGCCAAGCGCAAGAUGAUGCUCACCCACCUGGUGGUGCGGCCCGGCCUGGGCUCCAAGUCAGGCUCCAUGACCAAGCAGGAGCUGGACGACAUCCUCAAGUUCGGCACCGAGGAGCUCUUCAAGGACGACGUGGAGGGCAUGAUGUCUCAGGGCCAGAGGCCCAUCACACCCAUCCCCGAUGUCCAGUCCUCCAAGGGGGGCGCCCUGGCCGCCAGCGCCAAGAAGAAGCAUGGCAGCACCCCGCCAGGUGACAACAAGGACGUGGAGGACAGCAGUGUGAUCCACUACGACGAUGCGGCCAUCUCCAAGCUGCUGGACCGCAACCAGGACGCCACGGACGACACGGAGCUGCAGAACAUGAACGAGUACCUGAGCUCCUUCAAGGUGGCGCAGUACGUGGUGCGCGAGGAGGACGGCGUGGAGGAGGUGGAGCGGGAGAUCAUCAAGCAGGAGGAGAACGUGGACCCGGACUACUGGGAGAAGCUGCUCCGGCACCACUAUGAGCAGCAGCAGGAGGACCUGGCCCGCAACCUGGGCAAGGGCAAGCGCAUCCGCAAGCAGGUCAACUACAACGACACGUCCCAGGAGGACCAGGAGUGGCAGGACGAGCUCUCGGACAACCAGUCCGAGUACUCCAUCGGCUCCGAGGACGAGGACGAGGACUUUGAGGAGAGGCCGGAAGGGCAGAGUGGCCGGCGACAGUCCCGGAGGCAGCUGAAGGGUGACCGGGACAAGCCCCUGCCGCCGCUCCUCGCCCGCGUAGGAGGCAACAUUGAGGUGCUGGGCUUCAAUGCCCGCCAGCGGAAGGCCUUUCUGAACGCCAUCAUGCGCUGGGGCAUGCCGCCCCAGGACGCCUUCAACUCCCACUGGCUGGUGCGGGACCUGCGGGGCAAGAGCGAGAAGGAGUUUAGAGCCUAUGUGUCCCUCUUCAUGCGGCACCUGUGUGAGCCGGGGGCUGACGGCGCCGAGACCUUCGCGGACGGCGUGCCCCGCGAGGGCCUCUCGAGGCAGCACGUGCUCACGCGCAUCGGCGUCAUGUCGCUGGUGAGGAAGAAGGUCCAGGAGUUCGAGCUCGUCAACGGGAGGUACAGCACCCCAGACCUGGUCCCCGAGGGCUCCGAGAGCAAGAAGCUGGGCGAGGCCGUCUCCUCGGAUCCCAACACGCCCGUGCCCGCCAGCCCCGCUCACCUCCUGCCCGCCCCGCUGGGCCUGCCAGACAAAAUGGAAGCCCCGCUGGGCUUCCUGGAUGAGAAGGAGCUGGGGGUGCAGAAGCUGAAGAAGCCUCCGGAAGUCCAGGCCCUGCCGACGGCCCUGGACAGAGCGGAGGGUGAGGACAGGCAGGAGAGCUCAGACGGCAAGGAGAGGACCCGGGAGGAGCGGCCGGAGGAGGCGGAGAAGGCCCAGCCCUCCCCGGAGCAGCUGUCAAAAGAAGUGCUCCCCGAGAAAGAGAAAGGUCUGGACCAGCUGGAGCUGAGCCUGGCUCACAGCAGGGACGGCAGCGACUUGAGGCCAGAUGACACCAAAGCUGAGGAGAAAGAGCCCAUGGAAACCCAGCAAAAUGGUGACAAAGAGGAGGAUGAAGAGGGGAAGAAGGAAGACAAGAACGGGAAGUUCAAAUUCAUGUUCAACAUUGCAGAUGGGGGCUUCACAGAGCUCCACACACUGUGGCAGAAUGAAGAGCGCGCCGCCGUGUCCUCGGCCGCUGUGUCCUCGGGGAACGUCUAUGACAUCUGGCACCGACGCCAUGACUACUGGCUGCUGGCAGGCAUCGUGACGCACGGCUACGCCCGCUGGCAGGACAUCCAGAACGACCCAAGGUACAUGAUCCUCAACGAGCCCUUCAAGUCUGAGAUCCACAAGGGCAACUACCUGGAGAUGAAGAACAAGUUCCUGGCCCGCAGGUUCAAGCUGCUGGAGCAGGCGCUGGUCAUCGAGGAGCAGCUCCGGAGGGCCGCGUACCUCAACAUGACCCAGGACCCCAACCACCCAGCCAUGGCCCUGAACGCCCGCUUGGCCGAGGUGGAGUGCCUUGCCGAGAGCCACCAGCACCUGUCCAAGGAGUCCCUCGCCGGGAACAAGCCUGCCAACGCCGUCCUGCACAAGGUCCUGAACCAGCUGGAGGAACUGCUGAGUGACAUGAAGGCGGACGUGACCCGCCUGCCCUCCAUGCUGUCCCGCAUCCCCCCGGUGGCCGCCCGCCUGCAGAUGUCGGAGCGCAGCAUCCUGAGCCGCCUGACCAACAGAGCCGGCGACCCCACCGCCCCGCAGGGCGCUUUCGGCUCCUCCCAGAUGUACAACAGCAGCUUCGGGCCCAACUUCCGGGGCCCCGGACCGGGAGGGAUCGUCAACUACAACCAGAUGCCCCUGGGGCCCUAUGUGACCGCCAGGCCGGCCGGCCGCCUGCCCGACCCCCACAGGAGAGGACAGCUCCUGCCUUUGUCGGCGCCGCCGGGGCCAGAAGGGAACCCGAGUGAUGCCAUCACGUGGGGGCGGGGCCCAGAAGUGCCACCUCAUCACCCCGCGUGUUCCACACAGCGUCCCCCCACACGGCCGUGCCCGGCCGCCUGCCGGCGACGUCUUAGCGCAGACUUCAUUUAUUUGUACAUCGUUUGCACUUUCCUAUUGAAGACUUGAACAGGUUUGUCUUGAUAAACGUUGAGUGGCGUCGGGAGGAGACUAACCCGCAUACGUCUGUCUGUCUGUCAGUCAACGGGCUCCAGACGGACGGACAGCGGAAGCUCCCGGAACCCUGCCGCCGCCCCGGCCCUGCAGCGUCUGCCGGAGCGCUCGUGUGCCCCACUCACCGUCCCGUCUGCACUGCCUUCCACUCUGCCCCCCCCCCCCCCCACGGGCGGCCCCCAGUGCCAGGCUGCUGCCCGGGUUAGGGCCGGCCUUUAUUCUCCCCUCCUGCAGGGCUGGGGACCAGCAGGGAGGGGCGCCUCCCAGCAGGUGGGACUGUGAGCACCCUCUGAGUCCAUGGCCGCUGCCCGGCGGAGCAGGCCCAGUGCGUGCUCCUGGGCGGGGGGAGGCCGUGCGGCGUGAGCCUGCGUCUCGGCCACCUGCCAGGUGUGGCUGUGGACAGGUGUGCUAGCAUUUACAGGAGGUCACAGCAGCUCUGAAGGCGGCCGGGAGCCCUUGGCCCUGCCCUGGUUGUGUCUAUGGAGAGGCCUCGAUCCAGGCACUUGUCACUGGGCAGGGCCCUACGUGCCCGAGAUGUGCUCCCAGAGGCUUGGGAAGCGGGAGGCGGGGGACCCAACCUGAUGCUCUCCAGCACGCCACACCCCUCCCGUCGGAGCUUCCCAGGCAUCCCACCUCAUUCCUGCCAGGAACACGGUCCUGGCCCCUCUGCCAGCUGGUGGUGCCUGUAACUGCCCAGGUGUGGGGCAGGGGGUGGGCCAAGCCCAGGCCCAUCUGUCGGACGCUCAGCCUGGAGGGGUUUCCCAGCCUUGGGCUUCCUGGGGAGACGCUCUGGGUAAGAAUCUGUUUGAGUGGCAGGAAGGCUGGGCCUGGGGUGGGGUGCCCCGAGGGGCUUGGGCUCCACUCCUGGGACCAGGACUGGGGCCAGGAUCUGGAGGCUCACCUUGGGGACAGCUGGGUGACUGACUGGCCACACAGAGCCCCAGGCGUCUUCCCCCGCAAAUGGCUCGCUCUGAGGCCUGGAGGGCUGGGCCCCAUGCCCCUUCCAUCCUGGCAGCCCCACUUUCCAUCCUCAUCAAACCCUCCAGGGCAGGCCAGCCUGGCAUGGGGGUGGGUGGUGGGAGGGUCUGGAGGUGCCGGCAGGUUUCCAGCACAUGCACACAGCCGCGGCCGACCCGCUCUGGGGUGGGGCAUCCCAGUUCACUGCGGCUCACCUGCACGCGUGUCCCCGGCCAGUGUCCCUGCAGGGGCCCUGGCUCAGCCACAGGCAAGUGACUGCCACGGGCCCCCUCCACCCAGGCCCUGAGGUGCCCCUUCCUGUGGGUGGCCUCGAGGGGCACAGUGCCAGCCUUCCCCGGCCACGUGGACAGUCUGAGCGUCCGCCGGGAGGCACCUGGCAGCGGGAGAGGGUCUGCGUCCAUCGUCCCCAGGCCUGUGGCCCCUCCCUUCCGCCCUUCCUCCCCGGGGAGCCUCCUUCUGCCCCCUCUGUCUCCAUGCCCUUCCCAGGCCUUGCCAGUGCCCCCUGGGUCCUUCUCACCAGGGACCCACAGUCGGCCCGGCCCCUGGCACUGCUGGCUGGGAAAGGCUGUGGCUCCCACGCCCGGCGCCCGGAGGCCCAGGACGAGGGCAGUGGGCACUUUCUGCUAACUGCUUUGGGAGAGAAAAGGGAUCGUAAGAAUGUUUUCUUCUUGGUUUAUCAGUUAUCUCCCGCCAGGGCGGUGGGGCGGAGGCCCCCUGCUUUGGCAUCUUCGGGCGGCUUUGGUUUUGCUGCUGGCAGAACAGGGGUCGUCGUGGGCCAGCGGAACCCCAGGUGCCAGGCUGGUUUUGUUAUGAUUUGAACCCGUGCGAGUAGGCUUCUGUUGGGCCACAGUCCCCGAAAGCAUCUCCC